Molecule: messenger RNA, 1029 nt
Organism: Miscanthus lutarioriparius
Lineage: Eukaryota; Viridiplantae; Streptophyta; Magnoliopsida; Poales; Poaceae
Source: the annotation of a GenBank genome assembly
AUGGCGAAUUACAGCAUCGAGAAGACGCAACAUGGGCCGGCGCAAGGUGACGCAACGCAGGCCAGCGUGAGGCGUGGUGUAGGCGGUGCAGUGCGAGGGUGUAGGUGGCCUCGGUUGCAAAGCCGGCCUACACGCCUCCCAUCCCCUUUGAUUUGGGGGAUUUCCUGUGCGGCAUCAUGGAGCACUCCGAUGGUCGAAUCCUCAUGGAGGACAACUCCUAGUGGGAGCAUGGCUCAUCCUAGCGGCUUGAAGGCAAAGCAAAGGAGGCGGCCCCGGCCCCGGCCGGCGGUGACCGAGAGGCGGCUUUGCCUGGAGGACGGCCGCGGGCGCGUCUCGCCGAUCCGGGAAGUCGACGCGGAGACCAAGCCGUCGCGGCCGAGCUGCUCGGAUUCUGACAGGGCAAGCGACGCCUGCAUCCUGGCCGUCGAAGUCGAAGAAAAAGAAAGCAGCGGCGGCGUCCUCGACGAAUCAAGCAACCCGAAGGCAAAGGCAAAGAAGAAAUCCUGGAAGAAGCUGCUCGCGGCCAGCGCCAAGAAGCUGCACAGAGGACGGAGGAGUAAGGAGGCUGGUUCGUCAGGUUCCUCUUUCCGCAGCGAGGGCGACCGAGCGGACGAUGCCACGGCGCGCGGCGGUGGCAAUGCCAAGGCGGCGGAUUCCUCGGGCUCCCGCCGUGUCUCCGCCGGUCAAACCGGUGUCGCCGCGGAGGACGACGCCGCUGCCAAAGAGGCGGAUUCUUCGAGGGGUUCUCGCCGCAGCCAAGGCGUAGAAGCAGAUGCUGCCGCGCCCGUAGAAAUCGAUGCGUCGGUGGACGACCUCAUCGAGGAGGAAGAGGAAGAGGAGCAAGCAGGGAUCCGGUUCCCUGCUCUAGUUCUUGUCGCCAUCGUCCUCAUCGGCCUGGUCGACGGGAAGCUCCUGGCCCUGGAGCUCACGGUGCUCUGCGCCGCGUUCCUUAGCUCGGUUCAGAGAUCGCCUUGCGGCGGCGGUGGCGGUUGCUCGCAGGGGAGGCGGUUGGAGCUUUCCAUGCCCUAG